AUGGCUCGCCAACUUUCCCUCGUGGCGACCCUUCUCGCAACUCGGGUGGCUGCCCACGGCUACAUCAACACCUUCACCCUAGACGGUGAAGAUUACGAGGGUUUCAGCCGCUGGAACCCUUCUCCCGACCCCAACGCCAUCGGCUGGAGCUUCACUACCGAGGAUGAGGGUCCUGAGCUGGACUUUAGCUCCCCCGACUUCAUCUGCCGCCGCGGCGCCGAGGCCUCCAGCAACUACGGCACCAUCGCAGCCGGUGGCACCGCCUCGUUCUUUUGGACCUCUGACGACAAGGUCAUCAACCCCAACGGUUGGGCGGAAUCGCACCGCGGACCGGUUCUCACCUACAUCGCGCCCUGCAACGGCGACUGCGCCAGCGUCGACAAGACAUCCUUGCGCUGGACCAAGAUCGCCGAGUCCGGCCUGGCCUCGGGCCCAGCCAACACCCAGGGCAUCUGGGCGACCGACGUGCUGCGCCAGAACGGAGGCAUCAACACGGCCACCAUCCCCAAGUCGAUCGCGCCGGGCAAGUACGUGCUCCGCAACGAGCUCAUCGCUCUCCACCGCGCCCACAUCAACGAGCCCGAGUUCUACAUGCAGUGCGGCAACAUCGAAGUCACGGGAAGCGGUACCGAUGACUUGUCUGGCUCUGGGGUCCCGGCCGGCGAGCUUUACAGCAAGAGCGAUUCCCAGCUGUUCGGCUUCUCAGUCUACGACAGCCGUGACAACGAAUGGCCGAUCCCCGGGCCGGCUCUGUACGAGGGAUCGUCGGCGCAACAGUCGGGUGACUCGGAAGAUUCGGAAGAUUCGGAAGAGUCGGAAGAGUCGGAACAGGCGGAGCCCUCCCCCUCCCCAGCGCCGCGACCGGGCAAGCCGGGCAGCGCACGAUGCCGGCGUUGGUGA
Molecule: messenger RNA, 900 nt
Organism: Chaetomium globosum CBS 148.51
Lineage: Eukaryota; Fungi; Ascomycota; Sordariomycetes; Sordariales; Chaetomiaceae
Exons: 1
Coding region: 1-900 (299 amino acids)
Source: RefSeq, a predicted model, not a curated record